AUGGACGUCCUCAACAACAGGUCUGAGGAAUCUAUAUGCCCCUAUGAUUUGGAGGAGAAGUCCAAGCGGAGCGCAGACGGCGCCGUGUACACACUUGCACCGUUCUGCGACCACGACGGCGAUCACUCAAGUGACAACAGCGAUGACUCAACGUUCCACUUGGAUGACGAUAGCUUGCCAGAUGUUCUAAUGAAUCAGACCACCCAGGAGUGCUUCAACGCUCCAGUUUUUCGAGAGCAGCUGCUGCUCCACCUUUCAACUCCUCUCUGCGUUCCAUUGUACUUGAUUGCGGGCAGAACACGGCUGCUUGCCAACACGCAAACAUGGCCUUGUACUGGCGUGACGUCAUGCUAUUGGGCAAUCCUCCCGCUGUUUGUCUACGCCAACGCAGUUCUCUUCGUGCUAUACCACGAUGAGUUUGUCGAGAACCGCAUAGGUAUUGCUGAGGUGGUGAUCGUUCCUUGCCUGGCAAUGUUCACGCAUCGAUCGAUGAUCGCUCUGAAGUACAGUGGACUCUCUCCAGAGGAGUACAAGCUCUGGCUGGGGGCGCCCAGGCAAAUUGCUGCAAAGUGGAGCAAGCAGAUGCAGUUGAUCUCCACCUGGCUGCCAGUCCCAGAGGAGAUUCUGAGCACAGAGAUCGAGAAAGCCUCCAAGUACCAAGGUGCCGACCUAAAGGAAAUCUUCUUCGAGCAUGACGUGCAAGAUGUGCAGAGCUGGAGAGGUUGGCAGGUUUGGGAAGGGAUGUUGGCCGGACACUGCACCAAUGCAGAGCUCAAGAGUUCUGCGUUGUGCCCCCGUCUCACGCGCGUCCUCUCCCGAGAGACCAGUGUGAAUUUCUCGCCUGGCGUCAGGCGCGUAAGUGCCUACCAGGUCCUGCACACAUUGUACCGGCGGGCUGUUGAUGAAGUGCUGAAUGGAAGGAAGUUCAUAUCCGUAGGUGUUUUUGCACUGUUCCCCGCCCUCUUCCCAGUCGUGUGGCGUGGGGUGACCUGCUACCGUGAGAUGGGCGAGGAAGUCACCGUGCGGGACAUGUUUGUAGCUGGGUUUGGCCACAAUCCUAUGGUUAUCUAUUGCGUGGCGCAGGCCGUGUUCAUUGCAUACGCGCAUGGCUCGGUAUCAUCCAUUUUCGCAGUCAUUGGAAUUCUCCACUACCGGCGCAUGCAGAUGGUCAUGGAGUCGGUGCAGCAGCUGACUCGUAGAUUGCCAUGCCUCUAUCCCAACUUGCCGCAGGUUCAGCUGUCGGGGCCGUCGGCCGAAGCCAACGUUCGGGCUGUCCUUGCUUGCUUUGAGACCAUUCUUCGCAUGGGAAGCCGCUACCAGCGCCGAGCCGACUCGUAUAUCGCUACCUUGGCCCUGGCUUCCGCAGUGGGUCUGGGCCUUGUGCUGGUUGGGGUGAUUGUGGGAGUUCAUUCUCAGCUCAAUGCCGGGACUUGCGUGUGCCUUGUGAUCAUCAGCGGUGUCACAGCUGCAGUGCAUCAGAUGAUUCUGUGGGGUCGCCUUGCCAACGAAAACUUUGGGAAGCUCUCCAGCAACUUGUGCCGCGCGCGGUGGCGCAAUUCCGCAUGUGGAUGCCCUGAUGCUGAAGGAGCGGAGCAGGUGAUGAGCCUGGCGAUGGAGAGGCUGGCCCUUCUUGCCGAAACAGAGCCAGUGACUGUCGCAUGCUUGAUUCCGACAGCCGAUUUGGGAUACAGUGUUGUUUCUUUGGUCAGCACAUUUGUGCUUUACAUCCUUGGCAAACUCCUUCACGUGGAGCUGCCUCUUUGA
Molecule: messenger RNA, 1764 nt
Organism: Symbiodinium pilosum
Lineage: Eukaryota; Dinophyceae; Suessiales; Symbiodiniaceae
Source: the annotation of a GenBank genome assembly